Sodiomyces alkalinus F11 is the source of this 738-nucleotide messenger RNA. RefSeq lists its product as hypothetical. NCBI's taxonomy places the organism in Eukaryota, Fungi, Ascomycota, Sordariomycetes, Glomerellales, Plectosphaerellaceae. The record is from RefSeq and is a predicted model, not a curated record. The transcript is spliced from 2 exons. The coding region runs from base 1 to 738 and encodes 245 amino acids.
AUGAGGGGAAGCCAAGGGAAGACAGAAAGACAGACCCAGUUCAUCGAUGCUACGGCCAAGGUCCAGCGUACAGACCGGCAGGCGGCAGGCGGCUGGGCCAAAGAGUCAACGACUCAACUAUAUGUAUCGACAUCGUUCCCGGGUCAGGUUCUGAUCUGCAAGUUCCAGACUUCCUCAACCUCCUCUUGCCCUGACCAACCAGAACCUUCAAGAAGCCUUUCGUCCUCCGACUCCCCCAUACGAAACCGCCGUCUAUCAUCUCAACUUCAACCAAAUUUCACCAUGAAGUUCGCUCUCGCUGCAUCCCUCAUCGGCAUGACGCUCGCCUGCCCCCCACCUGCUCCUAGACCCGAAUAUCAAGGGGGCUAUAUAAGGCUCAUACCCUGCUGGUGGGAGCAAGCCGGUUAUUGUCUACCUUGGCUCGACCCAAACACUCAGCAGCAGGUCUUCCCCGACCAAAACUUCGUCGUGGUGGUCGGCAUAUCGGACGCGUGCGUCGGGGUCAUCGCGGAGGAGCACGCCCGGGAGCUAGACGGGCGCCCGACGUACGGAUGGACCGAGCAGCACGGCCAGCAGACCGUCAUCGGAAAUACCCUCGUCAUCACCGGGAUGACCGAUCUAGUGAUACAGAGAUAUCAAAACAUGCGUUACGUUUGGCAGUGUCCGGAUCCUUAUGCGCCCUGCCACGACCAGACCGCACCUGCGAUACCGCCCCGCGAGACUGGUGCGCUGGGCUAG